GCGCAGAGGCAAGGAGCAGGAGAGAGAGAGAGAAAGAGUGUGUGUGAGCGAGUGAGACUGAGAAAGCGAGAGAGAGACAGAGAGAGGGAGGGGGUGAGCGAGAGAGAGAGAGAGAGAGCGUUCUCUCCCGGUGCACUUGGCAGUUAGUUGCGGGCUGCUGUGCUGUUGCUGUCGUGGCGGUGUGGCUAGUCGCGGGGAACUUUAGCACACUGGAGCCCGAAGUCCCACUCUCUCACCUGCGCAGUUCGGAGCUGCCAUGGGUCUCGCGCCUGGAUUGACUAUUUUAAUCAUUCUGUCGGCCUUUCUGCACACGAGUGGCCUAUAUAUCGCCAGUAGCGUAGACUCCCUGCAGCAUGUCCUGGGGGAGUAUGGACUGGUGAGGCCCGUGAGCGUGGACGCAGACGGCCGCUUCCUGUCCCACGCCGUGUCGGCCGGCCGGCCGGGGGUGGGGGCGGGGCAGCCCCAUAGGCGCUGGAGGAGGGAGACCGGAGAGAACGGGGGAGGAGGAGGCGGAGGAGUUGAAGAAAGAGAGGAAAUGUACGAGGAGGAUGGAGGGCCCCGACACAGACAGCUUUACUACAACGUCACCGUCUUCGGCCGGGAGUUCCACCUGCGUCUGCGGCACAACGCGCGACUGGUGGCCCCCGGAGCCAAGAUGGAGUGGCACGAUGAUAACGACAGCAACGGGACAGCCACGCGCUCCGAGCCACUGCAGGGAGACUGUUUCUACGUGGGCGACGUCACAGACACGCCCGGAGCCACCGUGGCAAUCAGCAACUGCGACGGCCUGGCUGGUAUGAUCAGGACGGAAGAGGAGGAGUUCUUCAUCGAGCCGGUGGAGAGGGGGAAUGGAGUGAUGGGGGAGGAGGAGGGAGGAGGAGGGCGUCAACACAUCGUCUACCGAUCCUCCUCUGUGAAGAAAACGCCCGUCAGCGGCCUCGCGGCAGACUACCACUCUAGAGGUGCUGAUCUACCUAGUAUGAUGGACCUGGAGUCCCUGUAUCGUGGUGUGGAGCAGAGCAUCAACCAGACCCGAGCCCAGAGACAGAGGAGACAGAGUCCAGAAAGAGCCUAUAACAUCGAGGUCCUACUGGGGGUGGACGACUCUGUGGUGCAGUUCCACGGCAAGGAAAACGUCCAGAAGUACCUGCUCACACUCAUGAACAUCGUGAACGAGAUUUACCAUGACCACUCUCUGGGAGCCAGGAUCAACGUGGUGCUAGUACGAAUCAUCAUGCUGGGCUAUGGGAAGUCUAUGAGUCUGAUAGAGUUGGGGAACCCAUCUCAGAGUCUGGAGAAUGUGUGUCGCUGGGCCUUCCUGCAGCAGAAACAGGACACAGGAGAUACAGAGUACCACGACCACGCUAUAUUCCUCACACGGCAGGAGUUUGGGCCUACCGGCAUGCAGGGUUAUGCUCCAGUAACAGGGAUGUGUCACCCAGUGAGGAGCUGUACUCUGAACCACGAGGAUGGCUUUUCUUCAGCCUUCGUGGUAGCCCACGAGACAGGACACGUGCUGGGUAUGGAGCACGACGGCCAGGGGAAUCGCUGUGGAGACGAGGUGCACAUGGGGAGCAUCAUGGCCCCGUUGGUUCAAGCUGCCUUCCACCGCUUCCACUGGUCCCGCUGUAGCCAGCAGGAGCUAGGACGAUACCUACAAUCCUACGAGUGUCUUCGUGAUGACCCCUACGAACAUAACUGGCCGUCCCUGCCCAGACUUCCUGGUCUGCACUACUCCAUGAACGAACAGUGUCGCUUCGACUUCGGCGUGGGCUACAUGAUGUGCACCGCGCUGCAAAAGGUGGGCCAGGCUGGAACACAGUACCGGACGUUUGACCCCUGCAAACAGCUGUGGUGCAGCCACCCUGACAACCCCUUCUUUUGCAAGACCAAGAAAGGACCACCCAUCGAUGGCACCAUGUGUGGGGAUGGGAAGCACUGCUUCAAAGGUCACUGUAUCUGGCUGACCAUUGACAUGAUAAAGCAGGAUGGUGGGUGGGACAUGUGGAGCCAGUUUGGGUCCUGUACUCGUACCUGUGGAGGAGGGGUGCAGUUUAGAACCCGAGAAUGCAAAAGCCCCAGGCCUGCUAAUGGAGGUCGUACCUGUCUGGGGACUAACUACCAGUUCCAGCUGUGUAACAGCCAGGAGUGUGAGGAGCUGUACAGUGACUUCAGGGAGGAGCAGUGCCGUAGCUUGGACCCUGAGUUUGAGUUCCACAACAACAAGCACCACUGGCUGCCUUAUGAACACACGGAACCUAAGCAGCGCUGCCACCUCCAUUGCCAGUCCACGGAGACCCGAGACAAGAUCAACAUGCAGAGGCUGGUCCAAGACGGCACGCGCUGCUCAUAUAAAGACCCCUACAGCGUGUGUGUGCGCGGGGACUGUGAGAAAGUGGGCUGUGACGGCGUGGUAGGGUCCUCCCAACAGGAGGAUAAAUGUGGCGUCUGUGGAGGAGACGACUCCAGCUGCAAGAUCAUCAAGGGCAACUUCACUCGCAGUGCCAAGAAACAAGGUUUCCUCAAAGUACUUGAAAUCCCUCGAGGGGCGAGACACCUACUAAUCCAAGAGAUUAAGCCAACCGCACACAUCCUAGCGGUGAAGAACCAGGCAUCAGGACAGUUCUUCCUGAAUGCGGAGGGAGAACUCCCAGAAUCCCGUGCGGUCAUAGAGAAGGGUGUGGAGUGGGAAUACAUGAAUAAUGACCAUGACAAGGAGACACUGCAGACCAACGGACCACUCAGACACGGAGUCCUCAUCAUGGUGCAGUCCCAUGGAGAUGCCAAGGUGACCCUUUCCUAUAAGUACAUCAUCCACAUGGACCUGCUGUCUGCAAUAGAGAACAACAUGCUGCUGGAUGACUCCUCCUUCUACGAGUGGGCCCUGAAGAAAUGGUCCUUCUGCUCCAAGCCCUGUGGGGGAGGUAAGCAGUAUACCCGGUUCGGCUGCAGAAGGAGAGCGGACAGUAAGAUGGUCCACCGACGCUACUGUGAGAACAUCAAGAAGCCUCGCGCCAUCAGCAGAGACUGCAACCAGAAGGAGUGCUCACAGCCCAUCUGGGAGGAUGGUCCGUGGGAGCCAUGCAGUAAGACGUGCGGCAAAACAGGGUACCAGGUGAGGUCCGUUCGCUGUGUUCAGCCCUUAGACAGCGGCAACAAGCGCUCCAUCCACAGCAAGUACUGCAAUGACGACCGGCCUGAGGCACGCAGGCCCUGCAACAGAGAGCUCUGCCCUGCACAGUGGAGAGUAGGGCCCUGGUCACAGUGCUCGGUGACGUGUGCCAAUGGGACGCAGCAGAGGCAGGCAUUGUGUCACACGCGUGACAACACCAUCGGUCUCUGCCUGGACAGCAAGCCAGACACCAUCCGCAUCUGUCGCCUGGCGCCAUGUCCCAGAGGCUCGUCGGACCUGAAUAAGAACGGCAACAUUCUGAUCCAGUGGCUGUCCCGUCCUGACCCAGACUUGCCCUACCAGAGAAACAGCUCACGCAAGCAGCGUUGUCAUGGAGACAGGUCAAUGUUCUGUCGCAUGGAGGUGCUGAUCCACUACUGUGCUCUACCGGGCUACAGGCGCAUGUGCUGCAAGUCCUGCAGCAACGUGACCAACAGCAGCCUGACCACCAGUCUCCCUCCCCGGGUCACAGCUCGCCCGCUGCCUCGCCCCCUGCCUCGGCCUAUGCCUUGGCCCAAGGACAACAACACCCCCCUUCAGCCCACGGCUCAUCCAAGAAGUACAAUGCAUAUACCUUAUACCACGCCGCGCCCGAUGAGCACAACACACACCUAUACAACACCCCACCCAUACUUCACCACAUACCCCAUCCCCAUACACAUGACCCCAGAGCACAGUGUGACCCCCAGAGACACAACCAGAAGUUACCCCUUCUUCACCCUCUCCACCAGCACCAACAUAUACACUACAACUCCCAGCAGCCUGUUCACUGACUCAAACGUUAACUUCACCUUUAUCAGCAAUGACACCACAGUGACCCCCAUUCACAGCUAUGACAUAACAGGGGCAGAAACCACAACUCCCAGCAGCCCAUACUACAUGGAUGAUAUCAUAAAGCCAACUGAAACAAACUACUUUGAGGAUGUGACAUCGCCCAGCAGAACCAUCCCAUACACUGAUGUCACAAUGUCCAGCGGUGGUGAUGUCAUAAUACCUAGUGCAACUGUGCCCUAUGGCACUGAUGUCACAAUGCCCAUUGGAACCAUGCCUUAUGAUGAUGACAUCACAGUGAUGAUUCCUACAGUCCCCAGGGAUGACAUCAUAGAUAUGACUACCCUUGAUUGUCCAGAAAUCACAGAAUACGUAUCUGUGAGCUCCAUUGUUCCCACAACAACCACGGUAGGGCCAACAACAGAGUUAAUGACAGAGCAAAUGACAGCCAAGCCUCCCACAACAACAACAACCAAAAAACCCAUUUGGCCGCUAAGCCGCCAGGAGGAGACCAGCGAAAAUAACUCCAUUGACGUUCUCUACAACCAGAUCAUCGGAGUAGACAAUGUCAUCUCCCAAAACAACCUGAUCCCCAGACGGAGCCGGGUGUUCCUCCGGGAGAGAACACGGAACAAACGCAUCCAGGAACUCCUGGAGGAGAAGAGGAACUUUCUGUUGAGGAUGAAGCGGGCUCAGAGUGGUGCUGCUUGAUGAUGAUAGACCUUCCUUCCUCCCUAACACUCCCUUGAUUUCUCUUAUAGAGAUUUACCUACGUCUGCUAACAGACUGGAGUUAUUAUUUAACCCUUAACCUGCCUUGGUGCUCUCUAUCAGGUACUGACCCAUCACACACCCAGAGUCAUGGUACAGACAUACAGUACCAGUCAAAACUUUGGACACACCUACUCAUUCAAGCGUUUUUCUAUAUUUUUUCGCUUUUCUAAAUUGUAGAACAAUAGUGAAGACAUCAAAACUAUGAAAUAACACAUAUGGAAUCAUGUAGUAACCAAAAAAGUGUUAAAACAAAUGAAAAUAUAUAUUAGAUGAUAGAUUCUUCAAAUUAGCCACCCUUUAACUUGAUGACAGCUUUGCACACUCUUGGCAUCUUCUCAACCAACUUCAUGAGGUAGUCACCUGGAAUGAUUUUCCAACAGUCUUGAAGGAGUUCCCACAUAUGCUGAGUACAUGUUGGCUGCUGAUUUCCACCGGUCUAAGAAACUUUCAAAGUUCUUGACAUUUUCAACAUUGACUGACCUUCAUGUCUUAAAGUUAUGAUGGGCUGUCGUUUCUCUUUGCUUAUUUGAACUGUUCUUGCCAUAAUAUGAACUUGGUCUUUUACCAAAUAAGCUAUCUUCUGUAUACCACCCCUACCUUGUAUUGGCUCAAAUGCAUUAAUUGGCUCAAAUGCAUUAAGAAGUAAAGAUAUUCCACAAAUUAACAAAAACACAUGUCAAUUCAAAUCAAAUUGUUUUUGUCACAUGCGUCGAAUACAACAGGUUUAGACCCUACAGUGAAAUGCUUACUUACAAGCCCUUAACCAACAAUGCAGUUUUAAGAAAAAUCCCUAAAAAAAUAAGAAAUAAAAGUAACAAAUAAUUAUUAAAGAGCAGCAGUAAAAUAACAAUAGUGAGGCUGUAUACUGGGGGUACCGGUACAGAGUCAAUGUGCGGGGGCACCAGUUAGUCGAGGUAAUUGAGGUAAUAUGUACAUGUAGGUAGAGUUAAUAAAGUGGCGAUGCAUAGAUAAUAAACAAAGAGUAGCAGCAGUGUAAAAGAGAGGGGGUCAUUUGAAUAGUCGGGGAAGCCAUUUGAUUAGAUGUUAUGGCUUGGGGGUAGAAGCUGUUUAGAAGCUGUUAGUUUGCUGGUGAUGUGGACACCAUGGAACUUGAAACUCUCAACCUGCUCCAAUACAGCCCCAUCGAUGAGAAUUGGUGUGUGCUCAGUCCUCCUUUUCCUGUAGUCCACAAUCAUCUCCUUUGUCUUGAUCACGUUGAGGGAGCGGUUGUUGUCCUGGCACCACAUGGCCAGGUCUCUGACCUCCUCCCUAUAGGCUAUAUUGUUGUUGUCGACAAAUUGAAUGAUGGUGUUGGAGUCGUUCCUGGCCGUGCAGUCAUGUGUGAACAGGGAGUACAGGAGGGGACUGAGCACGUACCCCUGAGGGGCCCCCGUGUUGAGGAUGAACGCAUGGCGGAUGUGUUUUUACCUACGCUUUCCACCUGGGGGUGGCCCAUCAGGAAGUCCAGGAUCAAGUUGCAGAAGGAGGUGCUUAGUCCCAGGGUCCUUAGCUUAGUGAUGAGCGUUGAGGGCACUAUGGUGUUGAACACUGAGCUGUAGUCAAUUAAUAGCAUUCUCACAUACUGUAGGUGUUCCUUUUGUCCAGGUGUGAAAGAGCAGUGUGGAGUGCAAUAGAGAUUGCAUUAUCUGUGGAUCUGUUGGGGCGGUAUGCAAAUUGGAGUGGGUCUACAGUUUCUGGGAUAAUGGUGUGGACGUGAGCCAUGACCAGCCUUUCAAAGCACUUCAUGGCUACAGACGUGAGUGUUAUGGGUCGGUAGUCAUUCAGGCAGCUUACCUUAGUGUUCUAGCGCACAGGGACUAUAGUGGUCUGCUUGAAACAUGUUGGUAUUGCAGACUCAGACAGGGAGAAAUUGAAAAUGUCAGUGAAGACACUUGCCAGUUGUUCAGCACAUGCUCGGAGUACACGUCCUGGUAAUUCGUCUGGCCCUGCGGCCUUGUGAAUGUUGACCUGUUCAAAGGUCUUCCUCACAUCGGCUAUGGAGAGUGUGAUCACACAGUAUGGGGACGCCGUCAUCGAUGCUCUUAUUGAUGAAGCCAGUGAUUGAUGUGGUGUACUCCUCAGUGCCAGCGUAAAAAUCCCUGAACAUAUUCCAGUCUGAGCUAGCAAAACAGUAUUGUAGCUUAGCAUCUGCUUCAUCUGAACACUUAAUUAUUGACCGAGUCAGUGCUUCCUGCUUUAGUUUUUGUUUGUAAGCAGGAAUCAGGAGGAUAGAAUUAUGGUCAGAUUUGACAAAUGGAGGGUGAGGGAGAGCUUUGUACGCAUCUCUGUGUGUGGAGUAAAGGUGGUCUAGAGUGUUUUCCCUCUGGUUGCACAUUUAACAUGCUGGUAGAAAUUAGGUCAAACGGAUUUAAGUUUCCCUGCAUUAAAGUCCCCGGCCACUAGGAGCGCCGCCUCUGGAUGAGCAUUUUUCUGUUUGCUCAUGGUCGUAUACAGCUCAUUGAGUGCAGUCUUAGUGCCAGCAUUGGUUUGUGGUGGUAAAUAGACAGCUACAAAGAAUAUAGAUACUCUCUCUUGGUAGAUAGUGUGGUCUACAGUUUAUCAUGAGAUACUCUACCUCGGGCGACAAAACGUCGAGAAUUCCUUAGAUAUCGUGCACCAGGUGUUGUUUACAAAUAUACAUAGACCGCCACCCCUUGUCUUACCAGAGGCUGCUGUUCUAUCCUGCCGAUACAGUGUGUAACCCAUCAGCUGUAUGUUAUUCAUGUCGUCGUUCAGCCACGACUCAGUGAAACAGUUUUUAAUGUCCCGUUGGUAGGAUAUACAUUCUUGUAGUUCGUCCACUUUAUUAUCCAGUGAUUGUACGUUGGCCAAUAGUACCGAUGACCACUCGUCACCAGAUCCGUACAAGGCACCCCGAUCUCCUUCCGCGAUAUCUCCGUCUUUUUCUCCUGCGAAUGACGGGGAUGAGGGCCUCGUCGGUUAUCUGGAGUAAAUCCCUCUCGUUCAACUCAUUAAAGAAAAAUUCUUCAUCCAGUUCAAGGUGAGUAAUCGUUGUUCUGUUGUCCAGAAGCUCUUUUCGGUCAUAAGAGGCAGUAGCAGCAAUAUUAUGUACAAAAUAAGUUACAAACAAUGUGAAAAAAAUAAUAAUUGCACGGUUGGUUAAGAGCCCAAUUAAACGGCAGCCAUACCCUUCAGCGCCAUUACACAAAUGCAUUCCAGGUGAGUACCUCAUGAAGCUGGUUGAGAGAAUGCCAAGAGUGUGCAAAGCUGUCAAGGCAAAGGGUGGCUACUUUAAAGAAUCUCAAAUAUAAAUCAUAUUUUGAUUUGUUUAACACUUAUUUGGUUACUACAUGAUUCCAUGUGUUAUUUCAUAGUUUUGAUGCAUUCACUUUUAUUCUACAAUGUAGAAAAUAGUAAAAAUUAAUAACAACCCUUGAAUGUGUGGUAAGGUUGGACCCAGGUGCAGAGAAGAGCCCAAACAAGGAAUCAGUGGUUAGGGAUAAAUAUAAUAUUUUACUGAGAUACGGUAACCACAGGAUCACAGUACACACAAAAACAACAAACACUAAGUCUCGAUAACUCACUCAGGAAACAACCGCACACAGUAAACAAUUCAAGCUUCUGCAAAGGACCACAGAAAACACACCUCUUUUAACAGGGACACAAGCUUGAAAUAAUAGGACACACCUGAGUCCAAUAAAAGCCUCUAGGGCGGUCUCUGCCGCCCUCUGGUGCCAGGAGGAACCAUGACAGAAUGAGUAGGUGUGUCCGUACUUUUGACUGGUACUGUACACACUGACCUAUUUGUUUGCACACACACACAGAAACACACACACCAUAAAGACAGACAGGAAUACAGUCGCAUGGCAGGAUAGAACAAAAACCAAAGCCAGAUGGUUUACACAGUUGUUUUAAAUAAAACAAAGUCCCUUUAGGAUACAGAUCUGAAACACUUUCCGAUCCAAUGCGGAGGUCUGGUUGUAAGGCUGAGAGCAAAGCCAGAUGUGAUAUGGACCGUACAUCCUCUUGGACCCGCACAUUAACAAGGACAACUUUUAUCUAUCCAAACCUCCCCCAGUGUGUUUAAGAGCAAGGCACAUACAGUAAAGAUGUAUUUCCCUUUCAUAAGCAGCACACUCCUGGAUAAUCUCAGGGCGUGAAUAGUUGGAUAUUCAGACCAUUCAAUUCAAUGAGUUAAGUUUCAUUUCAAUGAAGUCUUAUCCCCAGCAGCACUUAAGGACCAUGUAAGCUCAUCCCAAACAGAUCUGACUCACCAUGUUAGAUUACAGCCUAUUACUGCAGUUGAUAUAUCUUUAAGUCACACAGACAUGAAUACCACUCUGGUCCCAUAUAAUGAGACAUAUUAGAUAGCAAGUGUCCCUAUGUGUCUGUGUCCAGGGGUACGUCCCAAAUGGCACCCGAUAGGCCCUGGUGCAAAGUAGUGUGUUAUAAAGGGAGUAGGCUGCCAUUUGGGACGCAACCUAGAGCUUUCUGAAUCAAGAGUACUAUACAGGGCAGACAGACACUCUGCGCUGGAGGUUUGGAGAUAUAAAAACCGAGUAUGCCACAUCAAAACACCAGGGCUCCAUCUCAAUAGUUUAAAGUGUCUUACUCUCCUUUCGGCUCCUUAACGUGAUAACGAGCUGGAAUGGUGAAAGCACAUACCUGGUGGUGAUCCACCGUCGUGCAUACACAUCCCCUGUUUUUCCCCCCCUUCAGAUCAGCGCAGACGAAGGAAAGGAGAUAAGGAGAAGAAGCCACAUUUUCGACUGUAAAGAUGAACCCCCCCCCGAGUAUCUCACAUCCCCCAGAAUAUUCCUUCUCCUGGUUGUGUUAAAACAAUGGAAGCUAGUGGUUUAGCGUUGUGCUGCCAAUGUCCAUGCGUCAUCUAUGUCAGACUCUAUUCACAUGCUUCUUUCUGCUGCUUCUCAGAGAGAGUCAAUGAGUAAGAACUCUGGGGGACUUAUGGAGGGCCAUUGCUGACAACUCUGUUGGAUUAUAUUGGUGCUCUAUUGAAUUGUAUGUAAUUUUUACAAAACGAGGACACAUCUCUCUGGUAAUAUACAGUGUCAUAUGCAGUAGGGGUUAAUAUGAAUUUAAUUGAGGGAAAUCCGUCAUCACGAGCAGGUCUUUGAGUUGAAAUGGUCAGCGGUGGUGCAAUGCUUUUAUCCUUGUUGGUGGUGGUGAAAGCAAUGCCCCCUAAAGAGUCACAGGAACCUUAUCAAUUCACUUGUGUGUAUUAUAUUUUCAAAGAGCCCCCCCAAAAAUCCAAAAAUAUAAAUAACUAUUUGUAUCUACCGCAUAACAAUAGAAGCUUUCAGGGCCAGCUGUCUUGUUUUUAUUGUAUUUUAUUUCGAACAGUUGUCUUAUUAUCGGCGCAAAAGCACCUAGGAAUCUCUCUGUACGAUAUCUGUACAUAUGAAUCAGAACUCAAUGUUGAAUAUUUAUUGACGUUCCAGUGCCUGUGGUAUUUUGCACAUCGGGUGUUGCGCGAUGCUCCUGUUCUAAUGUCUACAAUGAGUCUCUCGCUUCUUUUCGCUCUCAUUCUCUCCUCACCGACCACUAGAGGGAAGCAGAAUAGCACAUGCAGUAAGUAUCUACACACCGUAUACUGGCUUCUGCUUUGAGUCAAAGCACCUCUUCACCUCUCUGCCUACUUCUCUCUCUCUCUAUCGACAGUACUUGUGCUGUGUUCUGCAGUUAAUUAUGUUAACACAUUGUUCUAUAGAAUAUGUAUGCAUAGGAGAUCAGCUCUUACACUGGCAUUGCUUUGAAUAACACCAUAAACCCUUCAGACACGGCUUAUAGACAGAAGUGCACACUCUCACACACACACACACACACACACACACAUACACACACUGUAAACACAAACACAUAAACACAUGCUCACACUCUUUCCCUCGCCGUAAUGUUGCCUAAACACAGAGAACACCUACAUUCAGCUCCCGAUCUCUCUCUCCGUCACAGCCGCAGUGCUUUGUCUCAUAGCAACCUUCUUUCUGUACAUGAGUUCCUCUCUCUAACUA
Molecule: messenger RNA, 10706 nt
Organism: Salvelinus fontinalis (brook trout)
Lineage: Eukaryota; Metazoa; Chordata; Actinopteri; Salmoniformes; Salmonidae
Product: A disintegrin and metalloproteinase with thrombospondin motifs 2-like
Exons: 23
Coding region: 257-4654 (1465 amino acids)
Biological process (GO): proteolysis; extracellular matrix organization
Cellular component (GO): extracellular matrix
Molecular function (GO): metalloendopeptidase activity
Source: RefSeq, a predicted model, not a curated record